UUCAAUGAUCGUAAAGUUAUUGUAAAGUUAGCAGAGGGUUGAAGCAAAUUCUUUCACUUUUAACACCCGAUAAUUGGUAACAAAUCAAAGUUAACACACUAAGAAAUGCAAAACCCCAGCGAGGAUACCCAAUGGAACGAUGCCUUACGUCGACACGGAAUUUUACCCGAAAAAGAAGUUAGUGAAGAUCAACUUAUCGAUCUUGUAGAAGAAACUGUCCAACAGAAAACAGGAAAUGUAGUGAAAGCGUAUGAAGAUAUGACUUUAGAGGAACUUGAGGAACUGGAAGAUGAAGAAGAUGAACGUGUUUUGCUACAGUAUAGACAACAAAGAUUGGCAGAAAUACAGAAAUUUCAGAAGGCAUCCAAAUUUGGUGAUGUUAGAGAGAUUUCUGCCCAGGACUAUGUGGACGAAGUCAAUAAAGCUGGCAAAGGAAUCUGGGUUGUUCUUCAUCUCUACAAACCUGGUGUUCCAUUAUGUACACUAGUAAAUCAGUUCCUCACGCGCCUGGCUGAGAAGUUUCCAACCACAAAAUUUUUAAAGAGUGUAUCAACAACGUGUAUACCAAACUAUCCUGACAGACAUCUUCCAACGAUAUUUAUCUACUGCGAAGAGGACAUGAAGAAACAGUUUGUAGGACCUUUUGCAUUUGGAGGAAUGAAUCUUAAGAUUGAAGAAUUGGAAUGGAUGUUGGCUGAAGCUGGGGCAGUAAAAACAGACUUAGAAGAGGAUCCACGUAAAAAGAAUAAAGUUCAUGAUGUUAUGACAAGUUCUUUGCAACAGAUGAACGCUAAGGAUUCAGAUAGUGAUGAUGAUGAUGAUGAAUAGCAUCCAGAGAGCAAUUACUGGAUAUAUUUACUUUACUUCCCAACAAACUUAAAGCUUCAACGUCCCCCCUGCCUUGGGUAACUCACCAGCAUUUGACCAUGGUCUGUGCCUAGGGGGGUGGGAAAUCUGAACCUUGCCCUGCUGGGGUGGGGUGGGAAUACAAGUAGAAUGCAAUAAUUGAAUCUUUAAAUGUUGAGGUGUUCAAGGUAAAUAGUUUCAUUUUGCAAGUGAAUGGCUCAGAAGAAACGGUCUACAAGGUCUGGGUUUCAACACUUUGUCAAUGUGUAGAAGGUCACUGUCACUGAUAUGGCCUUGUACAAAAAAAUUGGCUCGGGCAUUGAAACACAAGCUUUACCCUGAGGGGGGGGGGGGGGGGAGGGGAGAUAUUCGAAUAAAUUUAUGGUCAAAAGUUCAAAUGCCCAAAGCAUUGCUUGGGGGAGGGGAGGGAGAGGAAAUGUUGGAGCUUGGAAUUGCAGGAUGCAUUAUGUCAGAUAUUUAAAAAUCAUCUUGAAAAUUAUCUCAAGAAACAAAUUUAAGAAAUCCCUGUUUAUUUGAUUAAGCACCCAACCUCAAAUAAGGAGGAGUUUUGAUUAUUACUUCAUGACUCACUUACAAUCUCUUAAUUCACUGCCUGUGUAUAGACAUCUAAACAUUUUGUUAUUAUUUCUUGUUUUGUUGCAAAGUUAACUUAAUACUUGCUGAAAAUGGUGGGGAUCAAAUAAGCACCCAAGUUUGAAAAAGUGCCCUCCUCAGAUAAGUGCCAGCUCCAAAGGUUCAAACAUUUUAUGAGUGCCCAGAGCACUUUGCAAGUAAUUACAGUAUCUACCUAUCACUUAAUUUUUUUAAUAGACAGAAAAGUGGUGGGGAAACUUUUUUUAAUUACUUAGAGGGGACAAAUAAAUGAGCUAAGGAGAGUUUAAAAAAAAAAGGCUCUUUUUUAACCUGUGUCAGUUGUCCUCUUCACAACCAAUGUUAGCAAUUGUGCUCUCAAUUUUUGGCAGUAGGAGGCCUGGGUACAAGAUUUGGGAAAAUUCUUUUACCACUGACUCUCUCCAAUAAGUCGAAAUCAUAAACACAGAUUUCAAGAUUUUUCUUUGGUUUUAUUGCAAAUAUUUGCUUUAAAAAUACAUUAACAGUUUUUUGCCAACAUAUCUAUCUUCUCUGGCUAUUUACAAUUGAUCAUUGAAGAUCAUGUACAUUGAGGAGAAUUCCUCCUUAAAUAAUUUUGUCACUGUAUUAUUUGGGUCAAAUUGUUACUUCUCACAGUCCUAAUACGUCGUGGUACUUACAUUAAAUAAACAAUAACUUUUAACUUUUAUUUGAAAUAAGUUUCCACCUUUGAAAUGAUAUAUAUGACUAUUAACUUGUAAUUAAAACUACAGAUUUGGAAACAAAAAUUACCGCUACGUAAAUCUUGUGUCUUUAUCGUGUUUAGUAAAAUAAAAUUAAGUUAGAUUUCUCGAGAAAAAAAAUAAACUGGCGCGCUAGAUAGGAGGCUUGUCGUGUUCCAAGAACGCAUGAGAAACGCGUCUUAAACGCGAUAGAAACGCGUUACAAGGACAAUCUGGCAAAGCCACCCAACCCUUUCACUCCUACAAGUGACGAGGAACUAAUUUCCUCUUACAGUAUCAAUACAAUAUUGAGCAGACAGGUGAUGAGAAUAAAGAAAAAUAUCAACAAAAAGAAACUGAUUUGACUUCACACCAAAUUCUCGUAACUUACAUCGAUGGAAAUGUAGGUAGGUGAAAUUGUGGAAGUGAAAGAGUUAUUCUAACGAGCUGAUGUAUCUGCAAACCGUGAUAAAUAAAUAAUGUAAUGUAUUUCUGUACGAUGAACCGUGAGUCAUUAAAUAAUAUUGUUAUAGACAACUGAGGAUUUGAGUAACUAACGAGGUAAAUGAGAGUAUUUUAAAGUUCUGU
Pocillopora verrucosa is the source of this 2747-nucleotide messenger RNA. RefSeq names its product phosducin-like protein 3. Gene Ontology annotation, cellular component: cytoplasm. Gene Ontology annotation, biological process: protein folding. Lineage: Eukaryota; Metazoa; Cnidaria; Anthozoa; Scleractinia; Pocilloporidae. The record is from RefSeq and is a predicted model, not a curated record.